This is a messenger RNA of Triplophysa dalaica, 4572 nucleotides long. It is a transcript of the gene scml4, whose product is annotated as Scm polycomb group protein like 4. The transcript is spliced from 10 exons. Gene Ontology annotation, molecular function: protein binding. The record is from RefSeq and is a predicted model, not a curated record. NCBI's taxonomy places the organism in Eukaryota, Metazoa, Chordata, Actinopteri, Cypriniformes, Nemacheilidae. The coding region runs from base 355 to 1986 and encodes 543 amino acids.
GGAGGAUACAGUCGGAUAUCCUGUGUGGGUGUUUUAGUCUACAUCGUUUUGCAUACCUAGGCAUUAAUACACGUUUCGCCAGACGCCCCCGUGUCUUGUCAUUUAAUUAGAUCCCCGGGGUGCGGAUCAGUUUGGCACCGUGUCUAAGUGCGAGUGAAACCGGCUGUGUAUUUGCUCCGGGAACACGAGCCUCGGUGCUCGCGCGACUUCACUUCUGCACCGGCGGCGGGGGAAGAAAAUCGAGUCCGCAGUCCAGCUGCUACUUUUUGGGCAAAUUGUUCUGCAGGACUGUGAUACAUCUAACAGACCAUCGCAAAGUGUGAUGUUUUGGUCGAGGUGUGAGUUGCUGUGGGAAUGAGACUGCGUGGCAGGGAUUUGGAGGAUUCCACUGUCUCCUGGAUACCGACCGUCCUGGGUGUGCAGAGUGUUAGGCUCCGCCUUCGCCUCGAUCGCAGUGACGACAGGGGGAGGGGCCUUUGGCAACUGGUUGACCUGGAGAGAGACGAGGCGCGAAGUGGGCGGAGCUUGAGAGAUAAGACACCUCCUACUUGUUCACAAAGUUUGAUGAGUAUUCUUCCAGCUGCAUCGGUUCAGUCAGGGGGCGGAGAGAUGCAAUCACCUGGGGCCAUUAGCCCCUCCUUCCUCCCGCCUCCAAGUGGAAAAGUUCCAGGCCGCAAAAGGGGUCGUCCACCCCUGAAAAGGCACCCGGAAUAUCAGAGUCACUACCCAGAAUCCCUCCCACCCAUUAAAGUGCCUAAGAAGAGAGGGAGGAAACCUGGUUUUAAGCUAAAGUCACGCCUGAUGACACCUCUGGCCAUCUCACCUCCCAGCAGCACACCUGAGCCAGACAUGAGCUCAAUCCCACAGGAUGCUGCCACAGUCCCCCAUUCAGCCACCUCACAGGUCCUCACAGUCUGUAUCUAUGUGAAUAAGCAGGUCAACACAGGCCCUAACCUUGACCGGCAGAAGGUUAUGCAGCUUCCGGAUCACCUGGGUCCAGACAGGCCGUCUGUGGUGCUCCAGCAGGCUGUGCAGGGAUGCAUUGACAGUGCGUUCCAGCAGAAAGCUGUCUUCACCUUGCUCACCGAGGGCUACGGGGGAGAGAAGAUCUCAGAACAAAAAAAAGUUAUUUUUCCUACUAUGGUAGUCCGUGGGGUCCAAGAACUGUUUGGUUACAAGCAUUCUUCCAAAUAUCUUUCUCUCUGUUCAUCAGAACAAAGAAAUUUAUACAGAUUUGGAACAACUCGAGCCACAUUUGAUGGUAAGCAGCAUCUGUUGAGCUUGCCAGUGGUCAACAGUGUCGGCUACGUUCUGCGCUUCCUCAAGAAGCUGUGUCGAAGCCUGCUGUGUGAGAACCUUUUCAGUGACCAGCCCAUCGCCCCUUCAUCAUCUCCUUCCUCGUCCUCCUCCUUCCACACUGAGAAACACUCAGACGGACAGCCCAAGUCAAACUUGAUGAUGGAUGAUUACCAUGGCGAUUCAAUGGACCCCAAGCGCUAUUCUGUUGACCCCAGUGACUCUGCCUUUGGUGCGAUGUCCUCGCCGUACACGGCCACCAAAUCUGCAUACGGUUUCCGUUCCGGCCCCACCUACUCCGGAGGCGUGUGCAGACAGGCGGCCAGUCCCAGCACAUUCCAGGAAGGAAACAGAAGUGGCAUUCCCAGAAUUAACCAAAACUAUAUCCAACCUCUCAACUCGAUAUCUCUCUACCCAGCCUACAGUCCAUCUUCAGAGGGAGGGGAAGCAAAGCCCCCACCCAGUAAGGAUCCCUCCAGAUGGAGCGUGGAUGAGGUGGUGUGGUUUAUUAAAGACGCAGACCCCCAAGCUCUGGGCCCACACGUGGACCUCUUCAGAAAACAUGAGAUCGAUGGAGAUGCUCUUCUUCUCCUAAAGAGCGAUAUGAUCAUGAAGUACCUUGGACUUAAACUGGGCCCUGCUCUCAAGCUCUGCUACCACAUCGACAAGCUAAAACAGAACAAGUUCUGAUCUGCUUCUGCAACACCAUUUACUCUACACACACACAAACAGAUGCACCCACAGUAUUUAUUCUUAUGACACACCUCCAGCCCAGUCCCCGUUCUCUGGUCAAUCUAGCUAAAACCUCAUUAAAUGUCACUUAUGUUGUUUAUUAUUUUAGGAUGACCAGAGCGUUUCCUUGUGCUUAUAUCAUGCAUACAAGCAUUUCAUUUGCACUUGACAUUGCUCUUAACACAAGUCCUCUCAGCUGCAUUCUGGGAUUCAAGGGAUUUCUCCACAAGCAAGAGACCAGAUGAAACUAAAGUGAUAAUGCUCACAAAUCAUUAUUAAAAUGGAUAACAGACAGACUCAGACUGUGCAUAGAGAAAUUGACUCUGUCUAAACCUUGUGAAAUUCGGACACCUGCUGGUGAAUAUGAGGCAUCGCAACUCCAUAAAACAACCAGGAAUCCUUCAGAGAUUGAUCUCAGAGACAGAUCUUCUUCAAAGGUGGAAGACUUGAAAGAUCAGUUAUAAACAUUGUACAGUUAUUUCUUUUGACUGAACAGAUACGCACACCGUCUUGUCAGGGUACCUCAUGAACUUUGCAACCAGCAAAUCACAGGCACAAGUAAAAUGGACCAGACUACAUCAAAGCCUUGGAAUGCCUUUCUGGCUACCAAAGUCUGAACUAACCGGAUACACUACAAGGCAGUUACUUCUCACAGUAAUACACAACAGGUGCUGUUUCCCAACCAGCAGGUGAAACAACUAUAAACCGCAGUACUGAAGCAAUGGUUUGUUUUGUAAAGUGGACCAAACACAAGAAGAACAUCACAGAGAACUUUUGCAUAUGUCCAUCUCUUAGAGGCUUCAUUUUAAAGAGCUGCUCUUAUACCACACACAAUGUCAGCUUGUGGCUUGCUUACAAAAUCCGUCGGCAGGUUUUUUGUGUACAUUUUUAGAUAAACAUUUUUCACUGUGCUUAUUAUAUGUGGUUUGAACCGACUGCCUUUCAUAAACUUACAAUGUUUAUUUGAACACACAGAGGUACUUUGGAGGUUUUCCUCCGAUGUUGUUAUUUUAACAGCUGUAUUUCAAUGUUUCAAAAAAUCACUACAACUUGCCACAAAUGUGCGAAAGAAUCAUUUUUCUGAGGCAUUUCAUAAGUUAUUCUGUUCAUACUUUUUUACAAACAGAAUUCAGAAUUACUGUUUUCCAGACAGAUAAACAUAUUAAGUCUGAUCUGAUGAUGUCAUACAUCUCCCAAAGUGGAUUACACCCAAGUGUACAAUUUUCUGUAUCCGAAAUCACAUGUAAAUAUUAUAAUUUAUGUCGUAGUCACAGAUGCAAUUUCAUAUGUUAAAGAGCAAAGCAAAACAGUAUAGGUCCAUUUAACAUUGUGUAAUCCGCUCCCAGCAGGCUUUGCUGUGCUUGACUUCAUUGUUGUACAUUUUACCUUUAAAGCAACGGUAAUGCUAAUUUGUGCAUCUGUAGAAAAUCAUUGUCUAUAAUUCUGCACGGGGAGGCUGUCUGAAUGGUCUGUUCCUGUUCCUGUUCUUUUAAUCGUUUUUUUAUGUAGCUUUCAUCGGAAAGUUCCCUCUGUAAUAGAUCUUUGAAAUUAAAAAUGUGUACGUGAAGAAUCAGCGAAAUUUAGGGCAGAGCGUAAUAAAAGGAAUUCAAUUGUGAGCUCUUAAAUCCAGUGGCACUUUAAGAAGUCGGGGUUCCCUGGAAUUUUAAAUAAAGUAUUAAUUUUUUCCUUGUUUCAUUUGUAUCGGAAUAAUAGUGUUUAACUGGCCCUGACAGAGGUGUAAGUUCAAGAAUUGUAAUAAAGAGGUUUUAGAGCUUCAGUCAUUAAGUAAAUUUGUCUUUAGACAUUUUAUUGUGGAGAGAUGAAUAGUGAUGAAUAUCCAAGUCUAACCAUAAAACUCAUGUAUUAGCUUUAAAAGCAGACCGAUAUUUACUUCUACAGUACAGUACUGUACUUGCACGGUGCAUAUAUAUUCUUCAUUUUAAAAGCCCUUAAACCUUUUAAAGUUGUUUGCGAGCACUCAUUCUAUGUCUUCACUUUAUUAAAUCCUGCUUCAAGUAGGAAACCUUGACACUUUCAUAAUACUCUUUAAUACAUUUCUGGACAGUUUGUAGUUUAUGACCUCAUGCAGAUAUUCUGCUGACAUUGCCUGACUCGGAUGUUCCUGGCUACAAGAGAGGUUUUUAAUAUACUCUUUUGUUCAGAUGUUUUUCUUGUCAGGUUUGUGUAUUUGCCUCCACGCCAUGUCCUUCUGUGUCAUUUUUGAUAUAAUGGAAAUUGUAAGUGUACAUUUAUGAAUGCUGCUCUUGAUGAUGUCCCAUGUGCGGUUGUUUAAAGAGACAUUUGUAAACUCAAGUUUUUAAUGAACCUGUGUAUAGAGGGACUACAACACGGACCAUUCAUGUUGGUGCUAUAAUAUGACUGUAUAUUUAAAAAAUAAUGAUUUUAUGCAUACAGUUUGCUUUCUUCGGUUUGGCUUCAGUGAUGUGAACCCUUGUGACUGAAGACAGACUCUGCAUUGCAUGUCUGUCUGUGAGGUAAAAUAGAGCAUUAUGAAAGAGUCAGAAUAAAGCAUAAUGGACACUA